UAUCAUGAUCUCUCUCCUGACCAACAAGCACUGGAUGUCUAGUCGACCAUCUCACAAUGGCUGGCAGAUCAAUCCUCAAGAAAUGAGAUGCACCCCGCGCCUACCACUAUGCAAACUCUAUAGAAAGUUUCAGAACAUCUGCUCUAAUUUUAUAAGAAAGAUUCUGGGCAUAAUGAUAUUGGACAUAAGAUAGACCAGUUUAGAAGUAAGGACAAAUUUCACCAGAGUCGAUCUUUCCCUUGUAGAUAGAGAUCUAGUCUGCCAACUCUCUACCCGUUCCUAAAUGCUCUACUCCAUAUUAGCAUUUUAGCCUCCAUCCGGUGAUGGGUGCAAUGGAUCAUCAACCAGUUGGUUCUUAAUUUACGGACCUUGCUAUAGUCUUAACGAAGCUUGGAUUUUGCCCAAGAGAUCGCUAAAUAAGUACGAUUCCCUCAUUGGCCUGCACGCAAUUUUCUCCAUUUUCUCUGAGCACAUAAACCCUGCUUGUCCCCUUUCCCUUUGAGCCACGUCCCCAAAUGGAUCCCGGAGUCGUAUCCUCCUCCUCCCAAUUCCCCCUGAAACCCUUCAAAUUAGGAUUAGGGUUCCAAAAUUUCACGACGCCGUCUCCUUCCCCUUGCUAUCCCGCCUUUCGUUCGAGGUUUUCUCUCGGUUGGAAGCUUCGGAGCGGCUCCCUCGAGCUCCGAGGGAAGCCGAGGGCGCUCGGGCGAGCGGUCGUGGCGUCGCCGAGGGCGUGCGGAGGGAAAAGCCUGUCGCCGUGGGAUGACAAGCCCUACGAACUGCUUCCAACUGGACGGAGAGCUUAUCUCGAUGAGCAAGACGUAGUGAGCUUCCUCGAUUCUCCCAAGGAGCUCAUCCCCAUCGACCCAGCUUCCUACAACCCUGCCGCCUAUCUCUGGAAGAAAAUUGGAGAUAUUCCAGAAGAAAGGCGGCAUCGGUUGAUUUAUACGCUGAAAGCUAGGCAUAUAUCUAGGAUUUGGGAACUAGCUGGGCAACGCUACCACGAUGCUAAGCUGGCCAAGCAAACAGCAUCUACAUUGUUCUCUCUGGAAGCAGAUUCAAUAAUGAUUGAAGUUUGGAGUGGACGAACAAGCAAAGGGCCUUUGCCAUUUGCUUGGCUUAAUGACUUCAAUAAGGUUAUUUUUCGGGCCAAGGAUGGGGGCACCUAUGGACGUAUAAUCGUUGGUGGAUCAUUUCCAUUCGGUUUAGCAAAUCUUUAUAAUCCACUCUACUUCAGAGUGAGACAGGUGACAGAGGUUAUGCCGACAGAACAACCUUGUGAUGUGGCAUAUGAGUUUGGUGAUGGGCUUUUUGACCCCCAGAACUUUCCCAAAGGCUUCCCAAAAGCAGCAAAACACCCUUGGCCAUUCAAUGAUCAUUUGGUUGUUUAUGUACGUCAUGCUGGACCGGGGGUUUUGGUAGGGCAAGCAUGGCAAGAAGGGAAAGACCUGGAGCAAGUGCCUCAAAAGUUCUGUGGUGAGAUACUGAUGCUGAAAGAUUAUACAGCUAGUGGCUAGUAGUUGAGUGGUUUGACAAGCGUGCUUGUUAUAUCCUAAGGCGAAUCAAUAUAAUGACACUGCAUUCUGCAGCUCAAUAGUGAUCACCAUCCAUCUCAAGCUAUGUGAAUAUCUUCCAUCUGAAUUUAUUUUGAUAAAUUUUGCAACUUAGUUUGUAUGACUAGAUUGCGACCUUUACAUAUCAUUUGUAAGCUUCAUUGGUGUCAUACAUGAUGGGUAGAUAAAUAACAGCAAUUAACUGUUAUUUUGUUACAGGGUGGUUGUAUGACAGCAGUAGUGGGGUGUAAUUUGACAUUUUGGUUAUUUAUUUAAUGAGAGCAAUAUUUACAAUUCGGCACA
Messenger RNA from Phoenix dactylifera (date palm), 1853 nucleotides. Lineage: Eukaryota; Viridiplantae; Streptophyta; Magnoliopsida; Arecales; Arecaceae. The record is from RefSeq and is a predicted model, not a curated record.